Molecule: messenger RNA, 4600 nt
Organism: Acipenser ruthenus (sterlet)
Lineage: Eukaryota; Metazoa; Chordata; Actinopteri; Acipenseriformes; Acipenseridae
Product: splicing factor Cactin-like
Exons: 10
Coding region: 346-3792 (1148 amino acids)
Biological process (GO): mRNA cis splicing, via spliceosome; negative regulation of innate immune response
Cellular component (GO): cytoplasm; spliceosomal complex
Molecular function (GO): protein binding
Source: RefSeq, a predicted model, not a curated record
UACAACAACCCACGUGACUCGGAGGGCUGCCCAAGUCACGUGAUAUUUCUAACCUGCGACGCAAAAUAAAAGCGCCCAUCGGUAAGAAGAUAAAACAGAGUGUCUUUAUCGCUGCCUAAAAACAAACCAAACAACUUAAUAUGUACCCAAGUCUUUUACCCUACAUUUCAUUACAUUUACGUUUUUUUCUUGAUAACGUAUACUUUACAACGCCAGUGCACCCAAGACAUUUAAUAAAAACACAUGUAGACAUAUUUAAUACAGUAAAUUAUUAAGGCCACCUAUAUAUGCGACGAAGAUAGUGGAAGGUCCUAAUCUCAAUCUGAGAACAUUGGUCAACACGACAUGGACUCGAAAUCGCGGAGGAGGUCCAGGUCGGUGUCCCGGGAUCGGAACCAGACCUGGGACCGGCACGGGUCCAGGAGGAGCCGCUCACAGGAGCGGAAGAAACGACGAGAGCGGAGCCGGUCCGGGUCCAGACACCGACCCGGAACGGGGUUAGGAAGCAGAGCCGCGAGAAGGCAGGUUCGUUCCCGUUCGGGUUCCGCUGGUUUGAGGAGGUCCACGUCCCGUUCGGUUUCAAGGAGACGGUCCGGAUCUAGUUCUGCGAGGAAGUCGCGGUCCAGUUCCCGGUCUCGAUCUAGAGACGCUCUCAGGAGAAGCAGAUCCAAAUCAAGAGACAGUCCAGCUAAACGCUCCCAAUCUCGGUCCAGUUCGAGUGUGCGUUCCGGGUCCCAAUCCGAUUCUGAUUCAGGGAAGAGCGAGGGAAGCCGUUCCUGGAGACGGGAGCGAAAGAAAGCCUCUCCGGCCCGAGAAAGACGCCGAUCUGGAUCUGGAGACAGACGGCAUAAGAGGAAAGCGAGAAAGCACAGAAGUGAGAAGAAGAGAGAGACCAGGAGCCGUCGGUCUGGGAGCUCAGACUCCGAGAGAGAGAACCGGAGGAGAGAGGGAAGGGAGAAGGAGAGAGGGGAGAGGGAGAGAGAGAACAGUGAGAGGCUGAGGAAAGAAACAGAAAGCAGAGAGAAGGAGCGAGAGGGAAGGGAGAAGGAGAAGAGGGAGAGAGAGAGCAGUGAGAGGCUGAGGAAAGAAACAGAAAGCAGAGAGAGGGAGAAGAGGGAGAGAGAGAGCAUUGAGAGGCUGAGGAAAGAAACAGAAAGCAGAGAGAGGGAGAAGAGGGAGAGAGAGAGCAUUGAGAGGCUGAGGAAAGAAACAGAAAGCAGAGAGAAGGAGCGAGAGGGAAGGGAGAGGGAGAAGAGGGAGAGAGAGAACAUCGAGAGGCUGAGGAAAGAAACAGAAAGCAGGGAGAGAGAGAGAAAGGAGAGGGAGAGCCACAAGCAGAAGAACCGCAAGAGGGAGGAGAAGAGAGAUGGAGAGAGGAGUGUGAGAGAGAGUCCAAAAAGACAGAAGAGAGGGAGGAAGGAAAGGGGGAGCAGUGACAGCAGCGAGAGAGAAAGCCUGGAGAGGAAGGAAGCCGGGAGAGGUGACAGCAGUGACAGGGAGAGAGGGAGGAGGGAAGCAGGGAGAGGUGACAGCAGCGACAGGGAGAGAGGGAGGAGGGAAGCGGGGAGAGGUGACAGCAGCGACAGGGAGAGAGGGAGGAGGGAAGCGGGGAGAGGUGACAGCAGUGACAGGGAGAGAGGGAGGAAGGAAAGUGGGAGCAGUGACAGCAGCGAGAGGGAGAAAGAACACUCGGAGAGGGGGAGGAAGAAGAAGAAGAGAGGAGGAGGCAGGAGCUCUCCGUCUGGGUCCUCGGUUACGUCGGGCUCCUCUGACUCCCAGUCUCGCAGCCCCGGGGGCGGCAGCAGCAGCAGCAGUGACGGCAGCAGCAGCAGGGGGCGGCAGCAGAGAAAGCAGGAGGCCAGAGCCAAGGACCCUCGCUCGGUUCGGCUGGAGCGCCACGCUCGGGAGGACAUACUGAAAGCGAUGGAGACGCCCGAGGAGAAACGCGCCCGCCGCCUGGCCAAGAAGGAGGCCAAGGAGCGCAAGAAGAGGGAGAAGAUGGGCUGGAGCGAGGAGUACAUGGGCUACACCAACGCAGACAACCCCUUCGGAGACAACAACCUGCUGGGCACCUUCAAGUGGCAGAAGGCUCUGGAGCUCAAGGGGAUCGGGCACCUGGGGGAGAAGGACCUGAAGGAACGGAACAAGCGCAUCCAGGAGGAAAACCGCCGGGAGCUGCAGAAAGUGAAGCAGCUGCGUCUGGAGCGUGAGCGCGAGAAGGCCAUGCGGGAACAGGAACUGGAAAUGCUGCAGCGUGAGAAGGAGGCGGAGCAUUUCAAGACAUGGGCGGAGCAAGAGGACAACUUCCACCUCCACCAGGCCAAGCUGCGCUCGAAGAUCCGGAUCCGGGACGGCCGGGCCAAGCCCAUCGACCUGCUGGCCAAGUACAUCAGCGCGGAGGACGAUGACCUGGCUGUGGAGAUGCACGAGCCGUACACCUUCCUCAACGGGCUGACCGUCUACGACAUGGACGACCUGCUGGAGGACAUCAAGGUGUACAUGGAGCUGGAGCAGGGGAAGAACGGGGAUUUCUGGAGGGACAUGACCAUCAUCACAGAGGACGAGAUCAGCAAGCUGCGCAAGCUGGAGGCAUCGGGCAGGGGGCCUGGGGACCGUCGGGAGGGCAUCAACACCUCGGUCAGCACCGACGUUCAGACCGUCUUCAAGGGAAAGACCUACAACCAGCUGCAGGCUCUGCACCAGAACAUCGAGGGCAAGAUCCGCGGCGGCGGCUCCAAUCUGGACAUCGGAUACUGGGAGUCCCUGAUGCAGCAGGUCAAGGUCUACAUGGCCCGGGCGAGGCUGCGGGAGAGGCACCAGGACGUGCUGAGGCAGAAGCUGUACAAGCUGAAGCAGGAGCAGGGGGUGGAGAGCGAGCCCCUGUUCCCCAUCGUGAAGCAGGAGCCCCAUUCCCCACAGUCACAGUCCUGCAGUGACGGGGAAUCGGCAGAGGUGCCAGGCACCUCCUCUUCCACCAGAGGGCAGGAAGGAGAGGGGGCUGGGGGAGAGGGACCGAGCGAGGGGCAGGGAGAGAACCAGCAGGAGGGACAGGGAGAGAAUCAGGAGGAGAAGCAGGACGAGGGACAGGGAGAGAACCAGGAGGAGAAGCCGGCUGAGGGGCAGGGAGAGGCUGUGCUCACAGAGGAGGACCUGAUCCAGCAGAGUCUAGAUGACUAUGACUCCGGGCGCUACAGCCCGAGUCUCCUGCAGAACUCGGACCUGCCCCUCGACACGCACCUGGUGGAGCCCGAAGAGGACCUGACCAGGCUGCAGGUGGCCCGCAACCAGAUGCAUGUCACAGGCGAUGCCAGCGAGAGCGCGGAGGAUGCGUUUGUGCGCAGGGCGCGGCAGGGCAUGGGCGGAGACGAGGCCCAGUUCAGCGUGGAGAUGCCCCUGACGGGGAAGGUGUACCUGUGGGCCGACAAGUACCGGCCCCGCAAGCCGCGCUUCUUCAACCGGGUCCACACGGGCUUCGAGUGGAACAAGUACAACCAGACCCACUACGACUUCGACAACCCGCCGCCCAAGAUCGUGCAGGGCUACAAGUUCAACAUCUUCUACCCCGACCUGAUUGACAAGCGCUCCACGCCGCAGUACUUCCUGGAGCCCUCCCAGGACAACCGCGACUUCGGGGUGCUGCGCUUCCACGCGGGGCCCCCCUACGAGGACAUCGCGUUCAAGAUCGUCAACCGCGAGUGGGAGUACUCGCACCGCCACGGAUUCCGCUGUCAGUUUGCCAACGGGAUCUUCCAGCUCUGGUUCCACUUCAAGAGGUACCGCUACAGGAGAUAGACGGGGGCGUCUGCGUGGACUCCGCGAGGGAACUGCUGGGGUUUUGUGGGGGGUGAGAGGGGGUAGAUAUUCACAUUUCAUCCACGGUUGUUGCUGACUUCUGAUUUAACUCAGGAUCUGAAGCAGUGAUUUGAUGUUCUUUUGCAUUAGAAACUGAUGCCAUCUCAGAAUAGAGAAUCACGCUUUUCAUAUUGUGAUCUGUCUGAUCAGAUGUAAGGCUGUACAGUUUUUUUCAGAGCAUUAUUGGACUUUUUUUUUUAUUAAUAAAAAUAACUAAAUAAUCUUUGUUUUGUCACACCGUCUUGUGAAUUACAUGACAUUUAAAACUCCUCAAAGCAGAGUUUAGAUCCCUGAACUAGUUUUUGGUAACAGAUUAUUCUGAAUUUGUAAUAUAAUUAAGUUUCUAGUCACAGGAUCCAUGAAUGAUAUUUAAUGUUACUAGAAAGCAGAAAGCUGAUUUAAAAUAACAAGAGUAAAACUACUUGCUUAUAAGUACAGCAUGGUAUAGAAUUGUAUACAAGGGCUCCACCUACUGGAUUGACUUGAAAUAGCGUUUGAAGAGCAACCCAGAUUGUACUGUUGCUACCCGUGGAAACGUGUGCAGUACAGAAACACAAGUGUCACAUUUCAUUCUGAAACCCUUUUAUGUCCUCCUUGUUUAUUGUACAUUAAAUGCCUUAAAUGAUGCACCCAGAAGAGACACACAAAUCAUGUAUUAGAUAUUUAACCAGCAGGAUCUCAUUAAUUAUGUAUUUCCUGGUCCUCCAGCAUCUUGCAUUAAAGGAUUCCUACACCGCGAUCCUUUGAA